Molecule: messenger RNA, 754 nt
Organism: Impatiens glandulifera
Lineage: Eukaryota; Viridiplantae; Streptophyta; Magnoliopsida; Ericales; Balsaminaceae
Product: magnesium protoporphyrin IX methyltransferase, chloroplastic-like
Exons: 2
Coding region: 4-342 (112 amino acids)
Biological process (GO): chlorophyll biosynthetic process
Molecular function (GO): magnesium protoporphyrin IX methyltransferase activity
Source: RefSeq, a predicted model, not a curated record
GAAAUGAUGAAGAAAAUCACACUGAAAAGAUCUGAAGGAAAGAUAUGUCAGAUUCUUGAGCUUCAUGAGCUUCAACCACCACGCCUCAGCUCCAAUGGACCCUACAAACCCCAUGCAAAAGAGGAGCUUGUAGACAGCAGCCAGGACAGUCCUUCAGUAGCUCCGGUUCUUCCAAAAUUUCAAGUGAAGGAUUUGGAGAGCUUAGAUGGGAAGUAUGACACGGUGGUGUGUUUGGAUGUAUUAAUACACUAUCCACAAAACAAAGCAGAUGGAAUGAUUGCUCAUCUUGCUUCAUUAGCAGAGAAUCGGUUAAUUCUAAGCUUUGCACCAAAAACGUACUAGGGUUGAAAAGGAUUGGAGAAUUGUUCCCUGGACCUUCUAAGGCAACUAGGGUUUAUCUUCAUUCAGAGGCUAUGUUGAAGCAGCAUUGAAGAAGGUAGGAUGGAAAAUAAGGAAGAAAGGCUUAAUCACUACACAAUUUUAUUUUGCAAGGCUAGUUGAGGCUGUUCCUGUUUCUACUGCUGGUUAGUUAUUGAAGGCUGUGGCACAAACUCACUAAUUUGCGGUUUCAUGAAAUCAUGUUUGUAGAAUCGUGCUAGAUAUAGGUAUGUUAUAUAGUUAAAUUUUUGCUGUAAGAAUGACCAGAAUUCUCACUUUCCACUAUCCUUUGUUUUGAAUAGUCGGUUGUGUUUGUAUUGUUUGAUGUCGUUUCGCAGAUCUCGACGACUUUAAUUUUAAGGUAAAUUUGUUGUAA